GCGCGGACGAUCCUGACAGUCGCCGCUGCAACGAAUGGAGGCGGACGGGCGGGAGAGGCAGCGCCGAGGAACCGUUCUGAUCGCUCCCUCCGUCGGAUGCUGUGAGGAUUAUCUUCCCGGAGCGACGCCCGCCUGGAGAUAACCGGCACCGUUUUUAUUUUUUAUUUUUUGAUCUGCCCUCCCUCUGUUUGUUUUUCUUUUCCUCUUUUUUUUUUUUUUAAAGCCCCGUUUAAAAAAAACAGGGCGUGUGUGUGUGCGGGUCUGAAGCCAGUCUCGUGCGCCUGGACGCCGGGAUCUAUGGUGUUUUAGAGGCGUCGCGCUGGUUUCCGCUCGGUCUGGCUUGAAGGACGCGGUGGAGGAUGGGCUGCACGCUGAGCACCGAGGACAAGGCGGCGGUGGAGCGCAGCAAGAUGAUCGACCGGAACCUGCGGGACGACGGGGAGAAGGCGGCCCGGGAGGUCAAGCUGCUCCUGCUGGGUGCUGGCGAAUCAGGGAAAAGCACAAUCGUCAAGCAGAUGAAGAUCAUCCACGAGGCGGGCUACUCAGAAGAGGAGUGCAAGCAGUACAAGGCCGUGGUCUACAGCAACACCAUCCAGUCCAUCAUCGCCAUCAUCAGGGCCAUGGGCCGCCUCAAGAUCGACUUCGGCAACGCCGCCAGAGCUGACGACGCGCGGCAGCUGUUCGUGUUGGCCGGCUCGGCCGAGGAGGGCUUCAUGACGGCCGAGCUGGCCGGCGUCAUCAAGCGGCUGUGGAAGGACGGGGGAGUUCAGGCCUGCUUCGUCCGCUCCCGGGAGUAUCAGCUCAACGACUCCGCCGCAUACUAUCUGAACGACCUGGACAGGAUAUCCCAGGCCACCUACAUCCCCACCCAGCAGGACGUCCUGAGGACCCGGGUCAAGACCACCGGCAUCGUGGAGACGCACUUCACCUUCAAGGACCUGCACUUCAAAAUGUUUGACGUUGGAGGUCAGAGGUCAGAGAGGAAGAAGUGGAUCCACUGCUUCGAGGGCGUGACCGCCAUCAUCUUCUGCGUGGCGCUGAGCGACUACGACCUGGUGCUGGCCGAGGACGAGGAGAUGAACCGGAUGCACGAGAGCAUGAAGCUGUUCGACUCCAUCUGCAACAACAAGUGGUUCACCGACACCUCCAUCAUCCUCUUCCUCAACAAGAAGGACCUGUUCGAGGAGAAGAUCAAGAAGAGCGCGCUCACCAUCUGCUACCCCGAGUACGCCGGCUCCAACACGUACGAGGAGGCGGCCGCCUACAUCCAGUGUCAGUUCGAGGACCUGAACAAGAGGAAGGACACCAAGGAGAUCUACACCCACUUCACCUGCGCCACCGACACCAAGAACGUGCAGUUCGUGUUCGACGCCGUCACCGACGUCAUCAUCAAGAACAACCUGAAGGACUGCGGCCUCUUCUGAGGGCGGCGGGGCGCCGCAGCGGGACCUUUUUACUCCUGGCGCUGAAGCCAGAUUUUCUUGCGUCUUGGGUGGAGAAGACGAGACGUUCGGGGAGGAUCAGUCACGGACCAGUGCUGUACUAUGCGCCACUUUUAAAAACAGCUCUAUUUAUGUUUUCGCCUUGGAACGUUUUGAACUUAGCGUUGCAACAUUUGUGUAGGUUGUUUGUGUCAUUGUAAAAGCGUCUUUUUGUUUUUUUUGUUCUGGAGGAGAAAGAGGAGAUCAAUCUUACCGUUUCUCACUGUCUUCUGGAAAAGGAACCUUUGCUGUUGGUGGAAAUGCUUCUUUUAUUUCCUCCCUUUAUGUAUACAUAUAUAAAAAAAGAAGAGAAAAAAAAGGAUCGGGGAGGGGGGGGUAAGAAAAAAGGAGGCGCGGCGACCCGGAGUCCAGUCUGUUGGUUCUUGUGCCUUGGCAUGAAUUUCCCGCGGUCGUCGUCCCGAUGCUCGUUCUGUUGCCUGCUGAUUGUUCUAGACCUCAGAGGUGAAGUGUCUUCAUGUUGGUGUCUCUGCUGUCUCCUCUGUGUCCCCCGCCUCCCCCCGCUGAGCUGUCAGGAGGACAGUGGUCUCUCCUCUGCAGGUACAUGGGUCCUCCUCCAUCCUGACCGGCAUGUAGCCUCCACAGACCCCCCACCCCGCCCAGACCACCCCCCCCCCCCCCCUCAGUACCAUGCUGAGAUGUACAUCCUUACUUUUACUCCACAAACGUGGGCUUCUGGUUUUUAAAGUGUAUAAACUCACAUCCAUUGGGGAAAAUGGCGGCGAUGCUCAAGCGUUUAUAGUACAAAGCGCCGAGUCGGCGCAUUUCACUGUAAAUUUUAAGGCGUUGUGAGGAGAGAAGCCGAAGCACAGAGGAGAUCAUCGUUCAGGUGAGGUCUGGAGUUCAGACUCUGCUCCGUGAUCCUCACGAGCGAUGGCAAGGGAAGAGUUUAACCUCAGGUAACAGAAGCUGAGAAGGUGGAUGAAGCCGGGUCUGUGAUUCUGCUUUUACCGAGAGAAGUGGUGGAAACUUCGGUCCCGGAUCGGUUCAUGGAAAAAGAAACUGCCACAACCGUAAAUGUAUGUGUACGUUCUCCGAGAACGGAGGAUCUUUGUAGACUCAUCUCCCUUAUUUUGCUAAUAAAAAGCAUUUACAAAGCA
Messenger RNA from Salarias fasciatus (jewelled blenny), 2599 nucleotides. It is a transcript of the gene gnai1, whose product is annotated as guanine nucleotide binding protein (G protein), alpha inhibiting activity polypeptide 1. NCBI's taxonomy places the organism in Eukaryota, Metazoa, Chordata, Actinopteri, Blenniiformes, Blenniidae. The transcript is spliced from 9 exons. The record is from RefSeq and is a predicted model, not a curated record. Gene Ontology annotation, biological process: adenylate cyclase-modulating G protein-coupled receptor signaling pathway. Gene Ontology annotation, cellular component: cytoplasm; heterotrimeric G-protein complex. Gene Ontology annotation, molecular function: G-protein beta/gamma-subunit complex binding; G protein-coupled serotonin receptor binding; GTPase activity. Bases 360 to 1424 code for a protein of 354 amino acids.